Acanthosepion pharaonis is the source of this 3504-nucleotide messenger RNA. Lineage: Eukaryota; Metazoa; Mollusca; Cephalopoda; Sepiida; Sepiidae. The record is from the annotation of a GenBank genome assembly.
AUGAAGGAAUCUAAAACCUUAGAAGAUGAAGAUGAAAAUUGUACACCUUCGCCUUGUUCUGCUUUCUGCCUUGGAAAUUGUUGUCAAUCAAAACUUUCCCCUCUUGCACCUGAAGCACCAACAAAAAUAUCAUCAUCCCCAGAUAUGGAUUCAACUGAGGAGGGAGGUGUGGAUGUCAGUGAUUGUCAUAUCGAAUUCAAUCAAGUUAAUAAAAGAAGCUAUGUCCUUGCAUUGGAUAUUGGAACAACUGUGAUACGAGCAUAUGUGUAUGACAAAAAUGUCACUGUUUUGGGAAGUAGUCACGCUAAGACAUUUUUGCCCUUUCUCUCUCUCUCUGUCUCUUGUUAUUUGUCCCUUCUCUCUCUGUCUCUUGUUAUUUGUCCCUUCUCUCUCUGUCUCUUGUUAUUUGUCCCUUCUCUCUCUGUCUCUUGUUAUUUGUCCCUUCUCUCUCUGUCUCUUGUUAUUUGUCCCUUCUCUCUCUGUCUCUUGUUAUUUGUCCCUUCUCUCUCUGUCUCUUGUUAUUUGUCCCUUCUCUCUCUGUCUCUUGUUAUUUGUCCCUUCUCUCUCUGUCUUGUUAUUUGCCCUGUCUCUCUCUCUUGUUCUUUGUCCCAUUCCCCUCUCUCUCUCUCUUGUUCUUUGUCCCAUUUCUCUCUCUCUCUCUCUCUCUCUCUUGUUCUUUGUCCCAUUCCUCUCUCUCUCUCUUGUUCUUUGUCCCAUUCCUCUCUCUCUCUCUCUUGUUCUUUGUCCCAUUCCUCUCUCUCUCUCUCUUGUUCUUUGUCCCAUUCCUCUCUCUCUCUCUCUCUCUUGUUCUUUGUCCCAUUCCUCUCUCUCUCUUGUUCUUUGUCCCAUUCCUCUCUCUCUCUCUUGUUCUUUGUCCCAUUCCUCUCUCUCUCUCUUGUUCUUUGUCCCAUUCCUCUCUCUCUUGUUCUUUGUCCCAUUCCUCUCUCUCUCUCUUGUUCUUUGUCCCAUUCCUCUCUCUCUUGUUCUUUGUCCCAUUCCUCUCUCUCUUGUUCUUUGUCCCAUUCCUCUCUCUCUCUUGUUCUUUGUCCCAUUCCUCUCUCUCUCUCUUGUUCUUUGUCCCAUUCUCUCUCUCUCUCUUGUUCUUUGUCCCAUUCCUCUCUCUCUUCUUUCUUUGUCCCAUUCCUCUCUCUCUCUCUUGUUCUUUGUCCCAUUCCUCUCUCUCUCUCUUGUUCUUUGUCCCAUUCCUCUCUCUCUCUCUUGUUCUUUGUCCCAUUCUCUCUCUCUCUCUUGUUCUUUGUCCCAUUCCUCUCUCUCUCUCUCUCUUGUUCUUUGUCCCAUUUCUCUCUCUCUCUCUUGUUCUUUGUCAUUCCUCUCUCUCUCUCGUUCUUUGUCCUUCUCUCUCUCUCUCGUUCUUUGUCCCUUUCUCUCUCUCUCUCGUUCUUUGUCCCUUCUCUCUCUCUCUCUCGUUCUUUGUCCCUUUUCUCUCUCUCUCUCGUUCUUUGUCCCUUUUCUCUCUCUCUCGUUCUUUGUCCCUUUUCUCUCUCUCUCGUUCUUUGUCCCUUUUCUCUCUCUCUCGUUCUUUGUCCCUUUUCUCCCUCUCUCGUUCUUUGUCCCUUUUCUCUCUCUUUCUCUCUCGCUUUCUCUUUGUCCAUUUUCUCUCUCUCUCGUUCUUUGUCCCUUUUCUCUCUCUGUCUCUCGUUCUUUGUCCCUUUUCUCUCUCGCUCGUUCUUUGUCUCUUCUCUCUUGUUCUUUGUCCCUUUUCUCACUCUCUCUUGCUCUUUGUCCCUUUCCUCUCUCUCUCUUGUUCUUUUCUCUCUCUCUCUCUAUUUUUAUUUGUCUCUCUCUCUAUUUUUAUUUGUCUCUCUUUCUCUGUCCCUCUCUUUCUUGUUUAUUGUUCCUCUUUCUCUCUUGCUCUCUGACCCUCUCUCUUGUUCUCUGUCCUCUUUCUCAUGUUCCUUGGUUUCUUUUCCUUAUUCUCUGUCCUUUCUACCUCUUCCUUGUUCUCUAUAUUCUUUUAAUACUGUAGGCUUCAUUGUUCCUGGAACUUGUGGAAAAGCCUCACAGCAUCUUAUUGUCUGUUACUUUCUUCCUGUCCAUCUUCGACAGGUAAAAUUGCUCCAUCCAAAGCCAUUAUUAUCGGAGAUUGAACCACACACUCUUUAUCAUCAAGUGAUAGAUUGCAUUCAUGAAUGUAUUAAAGCUGCUGGCCUUGUGGCAGACGAAAUCACAUGUUUGGGGAUUGCCACUCAGCGAAACACUUUCAUCACAUGGGACAGGGAAACUGGGGUACCAUUCCAUAAUUUCAUCACGUGGCAAGAUUUAAGAGGGAAAGAAUAUGUCAAAGACUGGAAUCAUUCAUAUACCAUGAAGGCUUUAAACACAGGUGCAAAAUUAUUACAUACUUUCACAAGAAGUCCUCGGCAUUUAGCUGCUAGCGUACUUCGAUUUCUAUCUCCUCAGGUCACCAUGCGCUUGAAAUGGCUGCUGAAUCACAAUGAAGAGCUGAAAGAAAGGCUCCAUUAUGGCCAAGUAUUGUUUGGAUGCAUGGACACAUGGAUCAUGUGGAAAUUAACUGGUGGUAAAGUUCAUGCAACUGAUUAUUCGUGUGCAAGUUCAACUGGAUUAUUUGAUCCAUUUCAGAUGGAAUGGAGUGCCGUGGUAUGUAAGCUGCUGGAUAUUCCAAUGUCAAUAUUCCCAGAGAUCAAAGAUACAAGUGGGUUUUUUGGAACAUGUGAUCCUAAAAUUGUAGGUGCUGCCAUCCCAAUAACUGCAGUUGUAGCAGAUCAACAAAGUGCUAUGUUUGGUGAUUGCUGUUUUAGUGUAGGUGAUGUCAAGUGUACAAUGGGAUCAGGUACCUUUAUUGAUCUCAAUACGGGGGACAUACCACAUGCUUCAAUCGCAGGAUUAUAUCCUUUGGUUGGCUGGAAAAUUGGUUCUGAAUUGGUGUAUAUUGCUGAAGGUGUCGCUUCUGAUACAGGACGAGUAUUAGAGUGGGCCCAGAAUUUGAAUAUCUUUGAUGAUGUUUCUGAACUUGCCAGUAUAGCGGAGUCUGUUCCUGACAAUGGAGGUGUAUAUUUUGUUGCUGCUUUUAGUGGAUUACAGGCCCCAAUUAAUGAUGAUACAGCAGUCACGACAAUGAUUGGCAUGACCCCAAGUACUGACAGAGCACAUGUGGUAAGGGCGAUCCUCGAGUCCUUAGCCUUCAGAUUCAAGUUACUUUAUGAGACAAUGUUGACAGAAACUAAACAGCCAAUUAAAACAGUCAGAGUCAAUGGUGGUGUUUCCAACAACAAAUUUGUGUUACAGCUCAUGGCUGAUUUAACAAACCAAGUUAUUGAAAAAUCACGAUUCACAGACAUGACCAAUUUGGGGGCUGCAUUUCUUGCUGGGCUUGGCCAAGGCAUUUGGAAAAGUAAAGAGGAUUUGUUAAAUCUUCAAGGCUGCGACCAAGUAUUUGCACCACAAGAAAAAUGGUGCAAAUACAAGACUGUCUUUCGUACGUGGGAAAGAGCAGUCAACAGAUCGAAGAAAUGGUAUUUAUAG